AUGCUUAAUCAAGUUGAGAAUAGUAUAAAUAUACAAGAUCUAACAAUAGAUAUUUUGCAAGAUAAUAAUACAAGUAUUGAUGAUUAUAAUAAAGUAUUGCUUGAUGAGCUGUUACUUGAAGAACUUUCUGAAAAUAUUAAAAAUCUUAAUUUUUCUGACCUGAUACAAGUAGAAGAGUACCUAGAUAUCUUUGAAGAGAAUAUUGUUUAUGAAGUUUUUAAAAAGGAUCAAAUUAUUUCUGAUUUUGUAGAAACCUUUAGAGAGAAACCUGACGAAAUAAAAAAUGAAGAUUCUGAAGAAGCAGAUAAUAGUGUUAAAAAAGAAAUUGUUAACCCAAAUGAAGCUUUAAAGAGCCUGGAAAAUUACUACAUAUACAAUCGCACAAUCGAACAACAAUCAA
Molecule: messenger RNA, 400 nt
Organism: Racocetra persica
Lineage: Eukaryota; Fungi; Glomeromycota; Glomeromycetes; Diversisporales; Gigasporaceae
Source: the annotation of a GenBank genome assembly